Molecule: messenger RNA, 729 nt
Organism: Thlaspi arvense
Lineage: Eukaryota; Viridiplantae; Streptophyta; Magnoliopsida; Brassicales; Brassicaceae
Source: the annotation of a GenBank genome assembly
AUGGCAAACGCAGAGACUUUUGCUUUCCAGGCCGAGAUCAACCAGUUGCUCUCCCUCAUCAUCAACACGUUCUACAGCAACAAGGAGAUCUUCCUUCGUGAACUCAUCAGCAACUCAUCGGAUGCCUUGGACAAGAUUAGGUUCGAGUCCUUGACCGACAAGAGCAAGCUCGAUGGUCAGCCAGAGCUUUUCAUUCAUGUCAUCCCCGACAAGAGUAACAACACCUUGACCAUCAUCGACAGUGGUGUCGGGAUGACCAAGGCUGAUCUGGUCAACAACCUCGGAACGAUAGCAAGAUCCGGUACCAAAGAGUUCAUGGAGGCGUUAGCUGCAGGAGCUGAUGUUAGCAUGAUCGGACAGUUUGGUGUUGGUUUCUACUCUGCUUACUUGGUUGCUGAUAAGGUUAUUGUCACCACCAAGCACAACGACGAUGAGCAGUACGUGUGGGAGUCUCAGGCCGGUGGAUCUUUCACCGUGACGAGAGACAACUCUGGUGAGAGUCUUGGCAGGGGAACGAAGAUGACACUUUACCUCAAGGAAGACCAACUGGAGUAUCUCGAGGAGAGGAGGCUUAAGGAUUUGGUCAAGAAACACUCUGAGUUCAUCAGCUACCCAAUCUCUCUGUGGGUUGAGAAGACCAUUGAGAAGGAGAUUUCUGACGAUGAGGAGGAAGAGAAGAAGGUUAACAGAAACACUGGCUCAAAGCCUCAAACAUCCAUUGACUUGUAG